Rotaria sordida is the source of this 807-nucleotide messenger RNA. The record is from the annotation of a GenBank genome assembly. NCBI's taxonomy places the organism in Eukaryota, Metazoa, Rotifera, Eurotatoria, Philodinida, Philodinidae.
AAUUCUGCAUUUUUUUUUCUUUAUAUUCAGAAUCGAUCUUCUUUAACAAAUACUUUACGUGGUGUAACAAAUGAAGAAAAACUUAAUAAUCUUUGGGUUAAAAUGCAAAUUACUGUUAAUUCUAUAUUUGAUAGUUCAUUAGAUAAUCGAAGUGGUGCUCGAGUAGGCAAAGGUAUUCGACAAGUUAUUGAAAAAAAAGAAGGUUUAUUUCGUAUGUAUAUGAUGGGUAAACGUGUAAAUUAUGCUGGUCGAUCAGUAAUAUCACCUGAUCCAUUUAUUGCAAUUUAUCAAGUUGGAAUACCUGAAAUAUUUACAAAAAAAUUAACUUAUCCACAAUUAGUUACACGACAUAAUGUUCAUGAAUUACGUCAAUUAAUUCUUAAUGGAUCAGAUGUUCAUCCUGGAGAAAAACAACAUAGUAAUACAAGUUUAAUGUUUAGAAAAAACGUUUAUCGACAUCUUCGAACCGGUGAUUAUGUUCUUGUUAAUCGUCAACCAAGAUUACAUCGACCAAAUGGAAUACCAUUAACUGGUCUUAUUCAAGAUCAUGUUCUUGCUGGUAGAACAUUAGCAAUGCGUGAUCGAGUUUUUGAAAAAUCUGAUUAUCAACAACUUGUAUAUAAUGCAAUUGGAUCACAUUCUCGUCGAAAAAUUCAUUUAUUACCACCAUGUAUUUGGAAACCAAAACAAUUAUGGACUGGAAAACAAAUUAUUUCAACAAUACUUCUUUAUAUUCAACCAGUUAAUGAAGCUUCACUUAAUCUCGAUAGUAAAUCAAAACUUUCAAUGAAAGUAAAAAAAAAUUAA